CAAUGAACCCAAACGAAAGGGAAACGAAACGAAUAAAGCUAAACCCUUUCUCCCUUUCCGCAUCCAGAUUUUGAAGUCCUCCCAUAUCACCGUCCAAAGACUCUCUCUCUCUGUAAAACCCUCGAAGGAGGAUUUCUUGGUUCGCCUCGAGCUUAAAGAACUCACCGAUUUCUAAAGUCUGCGAACUCGGUUAGCUCAGUCGAUAUAUAUAUAUAUACAAUUAUAUAUCCUUUCUUCUUCAAUUUUAUUUUUGUUUUUUUCCUUGAAAAUUAUUAUUUGUCAUUGUCGGAUUGGGUUCAGGUUUAUUUACUCGUUGUAUGGCAUAUUGCGAUGUGCUGAAUUUGUUGUUCGCGGCGGGUGUUUGGUGCACUGCUUAUCUCACUGUUGCAGUUCUCACUUCUUUACGCUUCUUCAACUUCCUUUGCCCUAAUCUUAACUAUUAAUUAGUCAAAACCCAAAACCGAAUACACACAAACAGAUAGAACACCCGCCAAAUAUAUCAUCAUGGGGUUUGCACAACUCGUUAUUGGCCCUGCUGGCAGUGGCAAGUCGACUUAUUGUUCUAGUUUAUACCAACACUGUGAGACCGUGGGGCGAUCUAUACAUAUUGUCAACUUGGAUCCUGCUGCAGAGAACUUUGACUAUCCCGUGGCAAUGGAUAUAAGGGAACUCAUCAACUUGGAUGAUGUUAUGGAUGAACUUGGACUGGGUCCCAAUGGAGGCCUUAUAUACUGCAUGGAGCACCUUGAAGAUAAUCUGGAUGAUUGGUUGACGGAAGAAUUGGACAAUUACUCAGAUGAUGACUACUUGGUUUUUGACUGUCCAGGCCAAAUAGAACUUUUUUCUCAUGUGCCAGUGCUGCGGAAUUUUGUGGACCAUUUGAAGCGUAAAAAUUUCAAUGUUUGUGCUGUAUACUUGCUUGAUUCACAGUUUAUGACGGAUGUGACCAAGUUCAUUAGUGGGUGCAUGGCAUCACUUUCUGCAAUGAUCCAACUUGAACUGCCCCAUAUUAACAUCCUCUCCAAAAUGGACCUCGUUUCCAACAAAAAGGACAUUGAAGACUUUCUGAAUCCAGAGCCUCAAUUUUUGUUAUCAGAGCUGAAUCAACGCAUGGCUCCUCAGUUUGCCAAGCUGAAUAAAGCUUUGAUUGAACUGGUCGAUGAGUUUAGCAUGGUGAGCUUUGUGCCACUAGACCUGAGGAAGGAGAGCAGCAUACGAUAUGUAUUGGCUCAAAUUGACAACUGCAUUCAGUAUGGAGAAGAUGCCGAUGUGAAGAUUAAAGAUUACGAUCCUGAGAAUGAUGAUGAGUAGAUUUUUGCAAUAUCUGGUGUUCGUGUGAAAAUAUAUUUCUGUUGGCUCCUUUGUGACCAUUUCAUGGAGUAAAAAUGCCAAAACUACGGAAACGGUGUCAAUAUGUAGGAUUAAACCAUUAACUUUUACAAUGAAUCAGUGAGAAUAUCAUUAGAUAUCGCUUUCUUUGUGGGUUGAAA
This is a messenger RNA of Juglans regia (Persian walnut), 1490 nucleotides long. RefSeq names its product GPN-loop GTPase 3. The record is from RefSeq and is a predicted model, not a curated record. Gene Ontology annotation, molecular function: GTPase activity. NCBI's taxonomy places the organism in Eukaryota, Viridiplantae, Streptophyta, Magnoliopsida, Fagales, Juglandaceae. Bases 505 to 1311 code for a protein of 268 amino acids. The transcript has 9 exons.